Messenger RNA from Podarcis raffonei (Aeolian wall lizard), 1267 nucleotides. It is a transcript of the gene CLEC11A, whose product is annotated as C-type lectin domain containing 11A. The record is from RefSeq and is a predicted model, not a curated record. Bases 23 to 946 code for a protein of 307 amino acids. NCBI's taxonomy places the organism in Eukaryota, Metazoa, Chordata, Lepidosauria, Squamata, Lacertidae. The transcript is spliced from 4 exons.
CCGGCUGGAGAGAGACAGCGCCAUGGAGAUUUGGCCUCUGAUGCAGCUGCUGCUCUUGGGGUUGCUGCUGGGGGCGGCUCAGGGACAGAGGGAUGAGCUCAGCUCUGAGGAGGAAAGAAGAGCCCUGAUGCUGAAGCACCUGCAAGAGGUUCUGGAGCUCUCAGAAACAACCGGAGAGGAGGCUGCACAGGAGGUGACCCUAACCGAGGUGGGGGACCCAGCUGGCAAGGAGAUCUUAGACGAAAAUGCAGAGGAGGAGGAACCCGUAGAAGAGGCUCCUCGUACCACACAGCUGUCGCCAACCACAGCAGCCCCGGCUCAGCAGGAGGAAGAGGAUGACUUCACCUAUGUGUUCUCCCGCCUGAACAGCCUGGAUGCAGCCGUCCACCGCCUCAAUGUGCAGUUCCACCUCAUGGACGUGAAGGUCUCCCAGUUCUCUCAAGGCCUGGCUGAACUGAAGGGGAGCGUGACGGAGGCUCACGAGUCGCUCGACUCCUUGAAAGAAGUUGCCACGCGCAACCAGAAAGAGCUCGGAAAAAUUGAUGGUUGCUUGCGAGGCCGCCGGACCCACGCCAAAUGCUUCCUGAUCUUCAAGAACUUCGAGGUCUACGAUGCAUCACAAAAACUGUGCGAGCUCAGGGGAGGGAACCUGGCCAUGCCAGCAGACGCCACCGAGCUGGCCUUCCUGCGCCGCUACCUCUACGACGCCUUCCAGCCUAACAACUGGCCUGUCUGGGUGGGCAUCAACGACCGGCGCUCAGAAGGGCUGUGGCUCUUCGAGAACGGGCAGCGCGUGUCCGUCUUCGACUGGUACCGUGACUUCCUGGUGACUCAACCCAACGGCGGCGCCCGGGAGAACUGCGUGUCCCUCAGCUCAGACGACGGGAAAUGGUGGGACAAUGACUGCGAGCGGCGGAUGUAUUACGUCUGCGAGUACCGCCUCUAGGGGGGCGGCUGUCUCAGGUCCAGUCCCAGGUGCGCAUGGUCGCCAUAGGUAUCCUUCCGCUUACAGUGCAAUGGUUAGCAUGUCUGGGCUAUGUGGGGCUACAACCUCUGGAAGGCAGUGUGCCCUGUCCCAUUUUUUGCACCCCCAACCUUUCCCCAAGGCAAGCACCACACACUCUUACUGGUGGCCCUGUUAGCCAAAACAUCCCACUUAUUUCGUAGCCCCCACACCAUAAUAAAAAGCACCUUGCCCCCUCAGAGAGGAGGAAAUGCUGUGUCUUGCAAACAGGAAUUUCCAUGUCCCUAGUGUCCCCGUCCCCCC